This is a messenger RNA of Perkinsus marinus ATCC 50983, 1239 nucleotides long. RefSeq lists its product as hypothetical. Lineage: Eukaryota; Perkinsozoa; Perkinsida; Perkinsidae. The record is from RefSeq and is a predicted model, not a curated record. The transcript has 6 exons. Bases 1 to 1239 code for a protein of 412 amino acids.
AUGUCGUUCAUAGCUGAUUCUCUCAGAGUAUAUCUGCUCUCCCCCUAUGUGAUGCUGGGGAGGGUGUUAAGGCAGCCUACUGCUUUUUUGAGUCUAUAUGAGUUCAUCGGUCUCAUGGUUGAGGCCUACGACAAAAUCUUUCGCCAAUCGUAUGUAUCUCUGAUUGGGCAGAUAAUGUACAUAACUAUGUGCAUCGGUUGUGCUGAAGAACAAAUGGGGGAGGCCAAGAGGUUCAUCGUUGGGUUGAUCCAUGGCCUAUGCCAUUCCCUUGCGGCUGUCUCUGCAGUAUGCUUAGUGGAGUUGCUCUGCGAGUAUCUAUACACCGUGACUCCUACAGCCCCUGGUGGGGACAGCUUGGAGAUCCUUGAUACGACUGAGGCGAUUAUCGUAUCGGUCUUGGGUCCUUUUUGGGUCAGCUCAGCGAGAAGUACAGCCGUUUCAUCUUGCUAUUUCCUCACUCAGGCAUCGAUGCUCCCCACCCCAGCUUCUCUCAACUCUCUAUUCAUCUCAAUCACUGAUCUACCGAGCCAUGCUUUCCAUAAUAGAGCCGGCGUCUGCGCCGCUAUACAGAACAACAUGCCCAUCGACCGCUUCCAGUACCUCCGCUACAUCGCCUCGGUAUCGCCUUUCCUCUACAUCAUCAUGACGCCUAUUGCCUCUUUCAUUUUCGGCGUCUACUUGCUCAUUUCUCUUAACUAUCUUGGCCAACACUGUACCGAGGCCUUCAGUUCCCUCCGUAUACAUGACUACAAGCAUUUCCUGCGUAUGUGGAUUAGUCCCGACACGGGUGAUCUACACGUCUUCGUUAUUGGCAUUGACCAUGUUGCUAGGCAUUGGGAGGCGGACCCCUAUUGGGAUGGCAAGCUCCUGCCCAAGGGCUCGCAGGUGCCGUCCUGGAAGUGGAUCACACCGAGCAAGUACCGACCGAAGAGCGAGAGAAAAGCUGAGGAAGACGAUCUCACCUUGUUGGCUCGUAGAGUGGAGCAGGGACUAGGCCCAUCACCCUCGGACUAUCGUAAGCCCCAACCAGAUGGCCAACCUAAGCUCGUAGACUACUUCGUUGUUGAAUCAUCGGAGAAACAGGCGGCUACAAUCAAACAGAAACAAGCGGACGAUAAGAAAGCAUCUCGUGAAGUGAUUACAGAGGACUUCUCAAGGGAGGAGUCCACAACGUCAGAAGGUAGUUUGCUGACUAGGUUAGCUACGUACCUGACCGUCUGUCCCGGGCUCGUGGCUUAG